GCAAACUCCGUGACAGAAGUGAAUAUCAAAGAUGUAGGAGUAAAACGUGGUUUAAAUUCAGCUUUUCAUGACAAAUGGAAUCAAAACUGUGAUACUGCUGAGUGUAACGAUGAGUCGAAGAUAUAUAAUCAUCAAAGACUGAAAGCUAUUUUAUUCCAUCUGUUGUCUUCUAUUUAUUUCUCAAAAUUUUCAGGCGAGGGAGAUUUAGCACUUUCUUUCAGUGGAUGUGGAUUUUUAGGAGUAUAUCACUUUGGAGUUCUGCAUGGAUUAAAUCGCAGUGGAAAGACAUUGAUGACACGCGUAAAACGUUGUGCAGGUGCGUCUGCUGGUUCUCUUGUAGCUGCACUUUGGACUUUCCGACCUGACGACACAGAGAAAGGUUUCAAUGAUCUGAUUAAAAUGGCAAAGGAAGUUCAUGAAUUACGAUUUGGAGUAUUGUCUUCAAGUUUUGUUUUUGAUGAGAGGUUGCGUAAAGUUGUUGACUUGUAUAUCCCUGAUGAUGUUUCCAUGGCUCAAGGAAGGCUCUUCAUAUCUCUCACUAAUCAGAAGAAUAAUGUUAAUCGGAUAAUUUCGGAGUUCCCAUCAAGAGAUUAUUUAAUUGAAUGUUUGUUAGCUAGCUGUUAUAUACCAUUUUAUUCUGGAUCAAACCCCCCUUGUAUCGAUGGAGAACAAUAUAUUGAUGGGGGAUUUACGAACAAUUUGCCGAUUUUUGAAGAUAUGCAUACUGUUACCAUUUCUCCAUUUAGUGGGAGUGCAGUUAUUGCUCCAAAUGAUCAUAAUUUGAUAAACCCAAUUCGUGAAUGGCGAUUACGAAUUGGUCGCCAAGAAUUAAAGGUUAAUGUGCAGAACAUGGUGCGAGGAGCGCAAGCACUGUUUCCUCCAGAUAUCAAAAUUCUAAAAAAUUAUUAUGACAUGGGUCAACGUGAUGCAAUGAAAUUUUUGCUAGAAUUAAACAUUUUGGAACGGCAGUAUGGUGAUGCUGUUUAA
Thelazia callipaeda (thelaziosis nematode) is the source of this 987-nucleotide messenger RNA. The record is from the annotation of a GenBank genome assembly. Lineage: Eukaryota; Metazoa; Nematoda; Chromadorea; Rhabditida; Thelaziidae.